Prunus mume (Japanese apricot) is the source of this 2148-nucleotide messenger RNA. Its product is annotated as Methylthiotransferase. Gene Ontology annotation, cellular component: endoplasmic reticulum. Lineage: Eukaryota; Viridiplantae; Streptophyta; Magnoliopsida; Rosales; Rosaceae. Gene Ontology annotation, molecular function: 4 iron, 4 sulfur cluster binding; tRNA (N(6)-L-threonylcarbamoyladenosine(37)-C(2))-methylthiotransferase activity. The record is from RefSeq and is a predicted model, not a curated record. Gene Ontology annotation, biological process: tRNA methylthiolation.
CAUAACCCCUUCACUCUGUCCGUCGUCUGUGUGUUUGAACUUGAAGCUCCAACCAUCGCGGGUCGUUGUUUUGCAGUGCGUGUAGGUUAGUUAAGGAAAUGGAGGACAUAGAGGAUUUGCUAGUUGGGAGCGGAGGUGGAGCUCCUCCGGGUUUUCGUUUGCCCAUAACAGCCGUCGGAUUGAACCCAAAGAAGAACAAGAACCAGAACAAACCCAAUCCCAAUGGCAAUAGCAAUAAGCUAUCUCAAAUCCAAGACCCCCUUGCUCCUCUCUCUCCCAAAAUCCCUGGAACUGAGACUAUAUAUAUCAAGACAUUUGGGUGCUCACACAACCAGAGUGACAGUGAAUAUAUGGCUGGCCAACUUUCAGCUUUCGGUUAUCCAUUAAGUGACAAUCCUGAGGAGGCAGACCUGUGGCUCAUAAAUACAUGCACAGUCAAAUCUCCAAGUCAAUCUGCCAUGGAUACUCUGAUAGCAAAAGGUAAAGGUGCAAAAAAACCACUGGUGGUGGCUGGGUGUGUGCCGCAAGGAAGUCGAGAUAUAAAGGAGCUAGAAGGUGUCAGCAUUGUUGGAGUCCAGCAAAUUGACCGUGUGGUUGAAAUUGUUGAAGAGACUUUGAAAGGUCAUGAGGUGCGCCUUUUGAGCCGUAAGACAUUGCCAGCGCUUGACCUUCCUAAGGUGAGGAAAAACAAGUUCGUUGAGAUUCUCCCUAUUAACGUUGGUUGUUUAGGUGCUUGCACUUACUGCAAGACUAAGCAUGCUCGUGGUCAUUUAGGGAGUUAUACCGUUGAUGGCCUUGUGGAACGUGUAAAAUCUGUGAUAGCUGACGGAGUCAAAGAAAUAUGGUUGAGCAGUGAAGAUACUGGAGCUUAUGGUCGUGACAUUGGUGCCAAUCUACCAAUUUUAUUGAAUGCAAUUGUUGCAGAACUCCCUUCGGAUGCAAGCACAAUGCUUCGAAUUGGGAUGACAAAUCCUCCUUUCAUUCUGGAGCACUUGAAAGAAAUAGCAGAAGUUUUGCGACAUCCAUGUGUAUACUCAUUUCUACAUGUACCAGUCCAAUCUGGAAGUGAUGCUGUAUUAACUGCAAUGAAUCGGGAAUAUACUGUAAGCGAGUUCAAGACUGUGGUAGAUAUCCUAACUGAGCUUGUGCCAGGGAUGCAGAUUGCAACUGAUAUAAUCUGUGGAUUUCCUGGUGAAACGGAUGAAGAUUUUACUCAAACUCUUAGCCUUAUUAAGCUGUACAAGUUCCCUCAAGUUCAUAUUUCGCAGUUCUAUCCUCGACCAGGAACACCUGCUGCAAGGAUGAAAAAGGUCCCCAGUACUGUAGUGAAGAGGAGGAGUCGUGACUUGACUUCUGUUUUUGAAGCUUUCACACCAUAUGUUGGGAUGGAGGGCAGGGUGGAAAGAAUAUGGAUAACUGAAGUUGCCACUGAUGGAAUUCACUUGGUUGGCCAUACCAGGGGAUAUGUGCAGGUGCUUGUAGCUGCUCCAGAAAGUAUGUUGGGGACUUCAGCUAUUGUGAAGAUCACAUCUGUUGGAAGGUGGUCAGUUUUCGGAGAAGUGAUUGAGACUAUUCCUCAUAUAAAUGAUACAGUUUCGGGAAAUGAAAGGCCUAAGCAGGAAAAAAGUUUCUCUGGUUUGAACCAUUAUGAGACUAGUGCAUGUUCAACAAAGUCGGAAAAUUGUUGUUGUGGACCAGAAAGCUGUGGAGGACAAGCGGAAAAGUGUGCUGUAACAAAGAAUGACGUUCAGCUGGAAGACAGGAACAGCAGAAAUCUGAUUGGAUGGCUACUGAGGAAGCGAAAAAACCAUGUUGCGAAACCUGUGGAGAAUGAAAUAGGCUUGGGAUCCCAGAAAAAGCAAGAGCAGACCCAAGGAAGCUUGGGUGAAUGGGGUGUCGUUGAUAGGGCUCUUCUAGGCGGGAUGCUUGUGAGCUUCCUGACAAUUGUAACUCUACUAUUACAUCUUGGAUUUAGGAUUCUGUCAUCUAAUUAGUCUGGUUGUACUAAUCCAUUUUUGUCAAGGAUUUUUCAUAGAAAAAUGCCAUACGAGGUUGUUUGUCUAUUCAAAAAAUAGAAUAUUUUUGGUUUGUUUGUAAUAUUGGACAUAGUACGGCUGUUGAAACUUGAAACUUGGAUCUAUUUUUCAC